CGAGUCAGUGCGCAUGUCAAGUUGAAAAUUGCAAAUGGCGGCCGUUGUUAUUGUUCGUACCGAAUUAACUAUUUGUAAAUUAUAUACCAAUCUUUUUAGCGAUUUUUCUAAUGGACUGUUAUACUGAUGCGAUGCUUUAACUUCUCAUAAUUCGGCGCGACACGUUUUAUGUACGUUUUUAAGUGUUUUUAGUGUUUUUUUGCUAUUUUAUGUGUGUCAUGCAAAUGGGGUAAGCUGGAAUUAUCGGAUGUCGCUUAGGUUGUUUUGGAUAGUUUCAAUAAGAAAAUGGAGUGAAGUUCUGUGACCUAAAGUGUUAAAAUGGAAACUGCAUAAAGUUUUUCAACUAUCACUCCAAUAUUAGAGUGUAGCAAGAGACGGGAGCGGCUGUAAUUUACGAAUGUUCCAUGCUGUGACUGUUCUCCCCGUACAUUUCAAAAUGGCUGCUGCUCUUCACGAUAUAUGAGCUUUGCGUCACUGGAAUAUAAUUCAGUGAAUUCGACCCGUGGUGAUAUUGUAGUGAUUCUAGUCGUGUGAUCGUCUGUGAAAAAGCAAAAAUAAGUCCCGGACAGUUUCCCGGGAGCACCUGGACCCGGACAGUAGUGGUGUGUCAUAUGUUUUUGGUGUAGAGUGGACACUGACCAUAGGAACGAUAUUGCUUUGCGUCCGAGCCGGACGGUAAUGUUGCGCUUGAUUUUCCAUCAUGAUUUGGGACACAAGGGAAUAGAAAUUGUGUGGAAUUGAGCGGAAUGUGACAUUGUAUGAGAGCAUGGCAGCGGACAGCGAUGGGCUAGGCUCGGCGGGCGGCGGGUCGUGCGGCGUGGUGGUGACGUGCGAGGGCGACCUGCGCGACCCGCGGUUCCCCGCGCGCCUGCGCCGGUUGUUGCGCGAACUACGGGCGCUGCUCGCCGAGCCGCAUCCGCACACACUCAAAGUUAACAAGGUGGAGCCUUGGAACUCGGUGCGCGUGACGCUGUCGGUGCCGCGCGCGGCGGCGGCGCGGCUGCGAGCGCUGGCGGCGGCGGGCGCGCCGCAGCUGCGCGCGCUCGGCAUCCUCUCCGUGCAGCUCGACGGCGACGCCGCCGUGUCGCUGCGCCUGCAACAUGGCGCCGAACUCAGGAUCAACACCGACCCUGAUGAUGCAAGUACGUCAAGAUCGCAACCAAACGCGGAACUGCUAGCUGGUUUGGGCGGCAUCGGUCGCAUACUGAGCGAGUCGGACGGCGCGAGCAGUAGCAGCGCGACGGAGCCGCCGGCCGCCGCGGCGCCGCCCGACAGCUUCAAGUCGCCCAACACCGUGUGUCCCAUGGACGGCAAGAUACCACACAACAUUCCCACGCCGACCACCGACCGCUGCGAGUUCCCCUUCGGCAGUAUGACGCAGGCCAGGGUCAUACAUCGCAAGGAGAAUACCAUGGGACUGGCGGGUCCUCCAAGCAGUAUAAGGCCGCAAUCAGACGGCCCGUUCGCGCGACCGUCGACGUCAGCGUUCCCCGGACCCCCGCCGCCGUACCCCGCGGCUUCCCCCCAGCCCCCCACGACCCCGACCACUCCUGGUCCACCUCCUACCCCUCCCACGGUCGCCAUGUCCUCCCCGUUACUUGUCAACCUACUACAAAACGAUGCGGCCGCGCCCGCUCCCAGGCCGAAGCCGCCACAGCAUCCAGCUAAGCUAGAUCGACUUGAAGAUGGACAGGUGGAACUGGCGGUGGGUCGUCCUCCGUUCGCGGAGUACCGCACGGCGCGCACGCCGGCCCCCAUGGCGGGGUCCGUGCGGUCCCCGCUGGCGGGCCCCUGCACCCCGCCCGCGUCCCCCGCGCCGCGGCCCAGCCAGCGGCCGCCGACGUUCGUGCGGCGGGCCGCGCCGGCCGCCUACCGCGUGCAGGUGGCGGGCGCCGGCGCGGGCGCCGUGGCGGGCGUGGCCGGCGGCCGGCUGCCGGGCCCGGGCUACGCGGUGUCGUUCCCCGCGCCGCCGCCGCCGCCCUACCGCCAAGGCGGCGUGCGCCCCCGCCCGCCCCCUGCGCCGCCCGCGCCCCCCGCGCCCCCGCCGCAACACGCGCAGCACUCCCGAGUUACGCCUGAGGACUUGCAGGCGUUACUCCCGCCUCCCACUGCUUCCAUGGACCAGAAGACUCAGUCUAGCUUCCAGGAGUUCCAGAGGUAUCAGCAGCAAUAUAUAGCGCGGCAGCGCGCCGCGUCCCGCGCGACGUCGCAGCCCGACUGGAACGAACCCUACCGGGACUCGCUAGCGCUGCUGGAGCUCCCGGACAGUGACCUGGAGCACCUCAUUGGGCCAACGUUGGGCGACGACCUCAACCUGGACGAGAGCGCCUUCUCCGCCAUCUCCGAGCUGGACGCCAGCGCCAAGCUCGACAUGUUGCUGUCCGGGAACAACGCGCACAACAACACGCCCGACUCCGUGCUGCAGGACAUCACGGGCGACCAGUACCCCGGCUCCUACGCGGAGCCGCAACGCCACGACGUGCCUUCUAAGUCGGACUCCUUCGACGGACCCGACACCUUCAUGCCGCCGCCUCCCGUGCCGCACCACUCGAACAAGUUCAGAAGACAAGAGUCUGAGAACGAACAUCAGUCGGCGUCGAGUACCCCGUCUCCGGUGCAACACGUACAGUCCCCGGUACCCGCGCAGGCCCCGCAGUCCGCGCCGGAGCAGACGCUACCGAUAACCGCGCUCCCGCUCCCGCACCCGGCCUCCUUGAUCCCGACCAGUGCCAUGCUGCAGAGCGCGGCGCAACACCCACACCCCGCAGUCCACCACAACAUGGCCAAUGCGGUGCCCCACUCUCCGCACGGGGCGCAGUCUCCGCACGGGGCUCAGUCUCCGCACGGCGUGCACUCAGCGCACACUGCACACAGUGCGCACGGUGCGCACGGGCCGCACACGAUGCUUCAGUCCCCGCUGGGAGCCCUGGGCCUGCAGGGCGCACACAACUCGGCGCAGCACGCGCCGUCGCCGCCGCAGCUGCAGAAUGCGACGCCCGCGUUCAAGUCCCCGCCCUCCAGCGCCAGGCAGGCCAUGCCUCCCCCUCUGAAGCUGCCCGUGAGGGCGACCACGUCGGUGGCCACGGCCACGGUCGGCUCGCAGGCCUCGGCGCAGGAGAUCGAGGAGCAGAGCAAACAGUACCUCAUCAAAACUCUCAUGAGGGACGAUGACGUACCGCCGCCGCCGCCGAAAGAACCGGAAAAGAAAGUCGAAGAGGUGACGGUCGCCAACUGCGAAGUGAAGGAAGCAGUAGAGGCUGCGCCCGAAAUGUUCGGUAUCGCCAAGUCGUCGACUACCGACGAUGACCCGCGGAGACCCGACGAUGACCUCAGAAUGAGAAAUAAGCUGGUCAAGAAAGAUCGAGACGACAAACUCGCACAGAAAGGCGGAAAGCCCCGAACUGUCGGCGCUAAAGAGAAACCCGCCACGCUCAAAGACAAGAUUGUCAGAGACAACAAAUCCACCAAAGCUGCCUUAUCACGCCCCUCGCCCCUUAAGCUCCCUUCCCCCGCGAUCGACGCCCCCAAGUCCCCACAAACUGAGAAAGAAUCCAUCAAACUCAGGCUAAAACUCGAUAAGAAUGAACCAGUGGUCCAAACAGUGUACAAAGCUGACAUCAGCUUUGUCAACCAACAAAAAGGCGAGAAGCCAACAGACGGAGAACUAAGGGUACCGCCUCUCCAUAUAAGCCUUCGAGGGCGGAAUUCCGCUGUUAUAAAAAAUUCGAAAAAGGAAAAGAAAAAGUUUGGCCCUGGUGACUUGCACACAAAGAAGAUUAAAAUCAGAAAAUCUUCAGAGUCAGAUGACAAGUCACAUCGGAGGGACUCUGAGGAGUCUAUAGCCUCAAAAUCUAGUGAAAGCACUGAGAACAAGACUGAUGAAGAGUAUUUAAAUGCGAAAGGCAUGAAGCUCAACAAUCACUACGAGGGCGACGCCGUGAAGACCGAGAUCGCGGGCGACAACAACGUCGUGUACAGGAUGAAGACUAUCUCUAAGAACGCUCACAUCGUGACCAAGUCACACGACUACAACAAGCUGAACAACAAGGUGAGCCUAGACCUGAAAAUGAAGAAGAAACUAAAAAUACUCAAUGAGAGUGGCAAGUCUUCGGACAAGGAGCGAGACAAGGAAUGGAGGAAUGACACGCUGGACAAGGAAGGGAAGUACGCGCAAAACGAGGGCUACAGAGAGCCGAACAAUCACGACGCCAAGAAGAAGUUACCUACUCCUAAAACAGAAGUGAAAUGUGAUAGUGUCAAGUCAGAGGGGAAAACAGUGCAAUCAGACGUUGAUAGUGAAAGUAAAACCGGUGCUAGUGAGUUGGACAGUAGUAGGUUGAUCAAGUGUCAUAAGGACCUCGAGUGGACGCUUAGUGGCGACGUGUCCGACUCGCAACACUUUGUGGAGUCGCGGCGCGUUGCCGAAGAUGACAAUAAGUUGAAACGGACAAUCGCCGAAAGUGCUAUUACCUCACCCAAUGGUCUGCUCACCUCUGAUAAGAAGAGGAAGGUCAGCCACAGUUCUUGUACAGAACCUCCGGGCUCGACAAACGUCGGCACGAUACCCACGAGCCGCGCCGAGUCCCCGCCCACGUCACCGCGCCGCAAGGACAGGCCCAAGGACAAGUCCUACUGCAAGCUGGUGGCCGAGCGCGCCGCCAGGCCCGACGCGGACAAGUUCGGCAGCCGCUCCCCCGCCAGCCAGGCGCAGGGCGAGGACUCCGGCAUCGAGUCCAUGGACGCUCUGUCGGAGAAGUCGCCCAACCAGGCCAGCCAGUCCCCGCCCGGGCCGCAGCGCAAGGAGCGCCUCGACAUGCCGCGCUCCACCAGCCCCGCCUCCGUGCAGCGCAUCAUCGGAGUCAUCGAGCCCGCGCCCGCCUCCGACGACCUGCUGGAGCGGCUGUCGCUGGCCGCCGGCCCGCCGCGCUACGAGCCCGGCCCGCCCGACAUCGACGACCUCGGCGACAUCGAGGCCGAGCUCGCCAAGAUGCACGCCGACCACGUCAACGGGGACGACGCCCCGCGCCGCCCCCCGCCGCCCGCGCCCGGCCCCGCGCGGCCCCCCACCCCCAUACUGCGGGACGAACCCCCCGCGCUGCGGGACGACCCCGCGCCCGCACUCGACCCGCCCCCCGCCACCACGCCGACCGACACCUCGCGCCCUGACAGCGCGGACACUUCGCCGCUGCGGGAUAAAGUCAAACUCGAGGACUUCGAUCCUCCACCCAGCAGGGUGUCGCCGCCCCUCUACACGUACUCUAACCAAGAGAAGCUCGGGCCCGUCGACGACGUCAAGGAGGAACGCACCGAGCGCACAGAGAACGGCGACGCGAGCACGGAGCGCAGCGAGACCGACGAAAAGCACGAACCUAAGUUGGAGAGACUACCGCUGAAGGCGGACUUCCCGGAUAAGAGUCUACUAGAACAGCUGCUGAUCGAGAUCCCGACGCCGGAGUACGCGGGCAAGAGGCCGGAGUCCCCGUCGCCGUCCGCGCUGGAGCGGGUGGCGCGCAGCAGCGUGCGCACGCGCUCCAGCAGCAAGCUCAGCAGCCCCGCCGAGCGCCCGCGCACCCCGCGACACUCGCCCGCGCUCGCCAAGCUGGAGCGCGCGCCCUCGCCGCGCCCCGCGCCCCCGCCUCGCGCCGCGCCGCCGCCCAAGCGCCGGCGCCGCGAGUCCGAGAGCUCGGGUGCCUCCACGCUCAGCGCGGACGACGACGCGCGCCCCAAGAAGAAACCACGGCGAGACGCGCCUCGCGCCCCCGCACCCCCCGCGCCCGCGCAGCCCGCCAAGCGCAAGGACUCCGACAGCGACAGCGACGAGCCGCUCAUCUGCAAGGUGCGGGGCAAGGUGACCACCAAGCUGCGCGGCCCGCGGGCGCCAACCAAGGCCCCCGAGGCCGUGGGCACGCGGCGCUCCGUGCGCCACGGGCCUACGCCCCCGGGCCCUCCCGGCCCGGCGCCCGCGCCCGGCCCGCCCGGCCCGCCCGGGGCUACACCCGUACGACGCAAAACUCGCAGUGCUGUGGGCGAGGGCACGGGUGCGGCGGCGGGCGUGCGACGGCGGCGCAGCUCCAAAGACAAGUGACGGCGGCGCCGCGCGGAGUCUCGCGAGCCCCGCGAGUCCCGCGAGCACCGCGAGCAUCGCGAACACCGCGAGCCUCGCGAACACCGCGACCACCGGGAGCACCGCGAACAUCGCGAGCAUCGCGAACAUCGCGAACCCCGCGAUCACCGCGAACCCCGCGAUCACCGUGAGCCCCGCGAUCACCGCGAGCAUCGGGAGCCCCGGCAGCCGCGCGAGCCCCGCGAGGCGCGCGAGGCGUGCGAGCUGGCGGCGAGCGAGGCGUGAGCCCCGCGCUAGGUAACGCUGUCUCUGUCUCCGCCCGACACCGCGCACCGAACUACACUAGUACUCGUGACGGUCCCUACGACUACAUGAACACAGAGCGUUGUCAGAAGCAUGUGACGGGUCGCGCCCGCCUUCGUAAAACUAUUCAAUGUUUAUUUUAAACCAGUUCGGGUCACGACCAUAGUUAUGUAUUUAAAAUUAACUAAAUUGUAAAAUAUGUUGAGAGUUGAAAAUUAAUCCGAAAUGAUUUGCACUAACUCGCGAUUGGUAAUUGUUCAUUUUAAUGAAUCUCAAGUAAUUAAAUCAAUUGUGAAUUAACACCAAAGUGUGAGGAGUAGUAAGGUUGCAAUACUAACGUUUGAGGAGUACUGUGUUAUGAGUUAACAUGAAAUGUUUGUGGAUGUAUGUCGGAUGUGUCGCGGCUGCUCGUUGUUAGUGCUUGGGUACAAGCGGCCACCACCAAACUUGACGAAAAUGAUCAUGUAAUGUUAUUGAAAUGGUCUAUAAUAUGAAUUAUUAAUUUUAUACCAAUAAUAAUGUUGAAAAUAUAUUAUGGAACUAGAUAAAUCUGGUUAAUUUUAUUUAUUUAUUGAAAUUGUAUUGUACACUCGAAUACAAUAAAUGAACGUGUGUUUAUAAAUACAUAUAAUGACUGUGGCCGUGUGGUCGUCGCUUGUACAAAACUGUUCUAUUCCAAUUGGUCGGGAAUAGAAAUGGAUUUAGCUAAAUUGAUUUUAGAAUAGUUGAAUUUUAUCCUCACAUAUGUACAUUAAUGCGUCUACGAUAAAACACAUUAUAUCUAAAACAGUAGCGAGUAAAUAAAUGGGUGCGAUGAGUAAACAUUAAUAUCAAUUGAUUGGCAUGCUUAAUAUUAUAAUCUAUAAAGUCCAGAACUUACACAACGACAAAAUCUAUUCUAAAAUUAAUUCUUCCUAAAUCCGUCCUGCAAUCCUAAUCUAUUGAUAUUUAUCGAUUGCGAUGCGUUGAAUCGAUUACGCCGGACCCAAUCAAAUGCCGCCAGUCACACUGUCGGCAUCAUUUAUUUUUAGUGAACAAAUGUUACCAUUCACUAUAAAACACUCGACUUUUUGUUCUUUUAAGUGUAAGUUUAUUUCUAUCAAGUAAUUUUAAGCGUGUUCGUCUAUAAGUGUGGAAGCUAACGUGCUCGUUUUAACACUGCGAUUAGCCGAUUGUAUCAAUUAAAACAAAGUUGUAGUUAUACAGAAUUUAGUAACCAUAGGUACAUAUAGUGAUGUUGACGAAUCGACUAAUGACAAUGGUAAAACAGCGUGCGCGGGGAACUUGAAACGUUGCCACCAGCAAGACUCCGUGGAGAGCCUUAGUUUACUAGUGAAUAGAUGUGUAUCGUUAUUGUACAAAAUGCACUCGACAUAUAGGCACAUUGUUAUAAUAGUAUAAAUACCCGAGAGAUAUAAAGAGCAUGAAAUAAAUGCAUAAAGUUAAAUAUUUUCAUACGUUUUUGCACGUAACUUCGUGACGUCGAUCGGUGACGUGAACGCAACGUUGUAGUUUUUAUUAUGCCUUGGCGGGAGCGCGGCGCAUUUUAUUUGUAAUAUAAUAUGAAAAUUCGACCAAGCGACAUCGGUGCUCGGCGUAUAUUUGAAAUAGCCGAGUAUAUCGAUGGUAGGUUCAAUUUGAGGCGGCGCCGCGCUCCCGCGCAAGGCACAGGCCGCUAUUACGAUGUAACGUUAGCGUUUUUAUAUUUAAGAGAAUUCACGACCAAUAAUUGUAAUUAAAUGUGGAACUUGAUAAUUUCUUAGUGAAUGAGAUAAUAAUCGCGACUGAAUGUUUUAACAGUUUGUCUGUUCGGGCUUCCAGUAAAACUAAAAUUUUAUUUUGACGCCCCAUUUAUUUCGUUUCCCCUCCAUUUGUCGACCUGUGUUCCCACCAUUAAUUGAAAUAAUUUCAAUCCCAAGAUUGUACACCAAACCCAUAGAUAAUGAACCAGUGAAUCUUAGCUUGUACUACGCACUAAGCAUAGUUGGUUAUCGAAUGAAUUUAGUUAUCUAAUAUAGACGCUAGUGUUUUUUUAUCACGGUUUUUGAACACUUGAGUAUAGGAAUGUCGUGUGUCGGUAUCGCUCGCCUUAAUGUUCAUCAUUUAUAAUAAAUAAUAAUAAUUGGUUGUAACUAAAUUGAACCUUGCAAUAUACAAUUUGAGGACAAAAUCAUAAUUAUAUAAUAAAUUAGUGACAAAACUUAAAUUAAAUGGUGGACAAGACGACAGGGGGUGCGCUACAGAUGUAUAGUUGUGUAACCGCGUAAUAAAUUGAUUGUAAGAUCGACAUCUGUGGCCGCCCGCGGCUCGCGUAGACUUGUUUCGUUCCUGUGUAUAGGGAUACAACCCAAGAGCAAUAAUAUUUGGAUGUGACAUUUUAUUUAAAGCACAGUUUUAGACAGCUUUUACACUGUUAGCUUAGAUCGCCGUACAUUACAGUAUUUGUAUAAUUUGUCCCGAAGUCAUUGUUUGUUCCCCUCUCCCUCUUUCGAAGAUGUUCAAUGUUAGUCGGACAGUGAUAGUGCUACAAUACAUAACGUGUAUAGUACGUACGUAGGAUAUAAUGAGAAAAUAUUUUAAUAAUUAGUAAUGAAUUUAUUGCCUGAAUAAAUUGUGCCCUAUAACUGUGUGCCGUGGUAAUGUGUCUGUUAAACAAAUGUUAGUGUAUAGAGAUGCGGCUAGUCUGUCGGCGUCGGACGGCGGGAGUGUUUUGUAACAAACCUUUGUUUUUCUUAAAUUAUUCAUUACUGAAUCGGUCCGGCCGAUGUACAAUCUCUUGUAAAUGUUUAUGUAUAGAUGGGGAUAUUAAUAUAUGUUACGUUUUAAGUACUUGUUUUCUUUAAAAUCAUAUUUAGUUUGGGGAGUGGCGUGUAAAUAGACGUGGAGACUAGCGAAUCGCUCGGACCGAGCGACUCCUGUAGACAUGCAAAGAGCCUUAUACUGUAAUAUAAAAGUAUGACUUGCAAGCUUGUACCAUAUAAUUAUAGUGAAUGAACUCUCAACUAGCUGUGUAUAUUGGGUGUAUAGUUAUCAUUUAGUUUAUUUUGUUUUGUUUUUAUUUUCGACUAAUGAUAGUAAUUUAUGCCGAUAAAUAAAUAUCUAUAUUGUACGUUUAUAUAUCUACAAUGAAGAAAGAGAAAUACAAAUAGUUUUAAUAACACUUAUAAAUAUAGUUUAGGGGUUACACCACACGAGAGUAGGUUAUAGUUUUGUUUACAUUCUAUGGAACUUGUAAAUACAUGCAGAAAUAGUAAAAUGAAAGAAUUGAUACAAUAAAGUUAACUUUAUGUUAUUUGUAAUAUUUUUUCUAGUUCGUGUUGGGCGGCACGCGCCGCGGGGAAUCAAUUUAGGACAAUGAUAAACGAUGCCUGUAAUUAUUUUUCGUUGCUGGCAAUUUUAUGAAGUUCAGUUUUAUAUUGUGCAUUAUUUUCUCUGUAAGUUGCUUUCACUGUCGUUUCUAGAUUAUUUUUAAAAAUCAUAUAAUUAUUAUAUUGAUAAAAGUACGAUGAGUCAAGCUGAUUUAUCAACAUAUUAUAACGAUUGAAGAAAUUAUAUUGAUAUAAAGUACGAUCGAGUCAUGCUGAUUUAUCAUAUUAUUACGAAUGGAGAAAUAAGGAAUAUUAUUGUUCUGCUAUUAUUAAAUUUGUAAAGUUAGUUUAUUAAUAAAUGAAUAAAAAAUA
Spodoptera frugiperda (fall armyworm) is the source of this 10047-nucleotide messenger RNA. RefSeq lists its product as uncharacterized. Gene Ontology annotation, cellular component: nucleus; transcription regulator complex; histone methyltransferase complex. Gene Ontology annotation, biological process: positive regulation of transcription by RNA polymerase II. The record is from RefSeq and is a predicted model, not a curated record. NCBI's taxonomy places the organism in Eukaryota, Metazoa, Arthropoda, Insecta, Lepidoptera, Noctuidae.